AUGUUACAAAAUUUUGAUUUUGCAGAUCGUGAAGAGAAAGAAUUUAGUUCAAUUGCUUGUAAUCCUUCAGGUCAAUGUUGUGUUGUUGGUUCAUGGAAUAGAUUAAGAGUUUUUAAUUUUAAUAUUCAUAGAAAUAUGUGGGAAGAAGGUGAUCAUAUUGAAGUUCCAAAUAUGUAUGCUGUUACUUCUGCUUGUUGGAAACCUGAUGGUUCUCGUCUUGUAAUUGGUAAUAUGACUGGUCAAGUUGAUUGGUUUGAUGCUUGUAUUAAGAGAUAUCGUUAUAAGGGAGAAUUCGAGUUUACUUUUGUUAGUUCAAGUCAAGUUAUUGUUAAGAGACUUUCAACAAAUGUUAGAAUUGUUUUAAAAUCUUUAUUUGAAGAGGAAAUUUUAAAAGUUAAUGUUGCUAGAGAUCAAUAUAUUAUUGCUAGAACACCAAGAACUUUACUUUUAGGUGAUUUGGAAUCUUGUAAACUUUCUGAAAUUGCUUGGAAUUCAGAUGAAACAAAUGAAAAAUUCUACUUUGAUAAUCCUAAAGUUUGUAUGGUUUACAAGGCUGGUGAAUUUUCAAUUAUUGAAUAUGGUAUUAAUGAUAUUAUUGGAAGUUUUAGAACUGAACAUGUUAGUACAUUCUUGAUUAGUGCAAGAAUUGCUGAUAAGGAAACACCAAAUAAUGAAAUUGAUUUGAGUGGAGGAAAUAAGAAAGUAGCUUAUUUGAUUGAUUCUCAUACAAUUUGUAUUCUUGAUUUGGUUUCAUCAUUUACAAUUGCAAAAAUUAAUCAUGAUUACAAGAUUGAUUGGCUUGAAUUGAAUAAUAGAGCAACAAAAUUACUUUUCAGAGAUAAGCAAAGACAUCUUCAUGUUUUUGAUUUAAAGACACAAAAAACAACAACAUUAUUAACAUAUUGUAGUUAUGUUCAAUGGGUUCCAGAUUCUGAUGUUGUUGUUGCACAAAAUAGAAGUGAUUUAUGUGUUUGGUAUAAUAUUGAUUCACCAGAUAGAGUUACAAUUGUUCAAAUUAAGGGUGAAGUUGUUGAUAUUAUUAGAUCUGAUGGAUGUACAGCUGUACUUGUUGAUGAAGGACCAGGAACUGUUAAUUAUGAUCUUAAUGAAGGUUUAAUUAAUUUUGGUAAUGCAAUGGAAGAUAAAAAGUAUGAACAUGCAGCAAGUAUUUUAGAAAGAUUAUCACUCACUCCAGAAACAGAAGCCAUGUGGAAGAAAUUGAGUGAAGUUGUUAUGGAUGAUCAAAGAUAUGAUAUUGCAGAAAGAUGUUAUGCUUCAUUGGGUGAUGUUUCAAAAUCAAGAUUUUUAAGAAAAUUAAAUCAAGAAUCUAAAAGAUUAAGAGAAAAUGAAGAAGAUGCAAUGGUUGAACCAUUAGAUCAUUGGAGAAUUAGAGCUGAAAUUGCAAUUCUUGGAAAGGAUUUCAAAUCAGCUGAACAAAUUUAUUUGGAACAAGCCAAAGUAGAUGAAGCUAUCAAAAUGUAUGAACAAUUACACAAAUUUGAAGAGAGUAUUUUCCUUGCUAUUGAUAAGGGUAUUAAUAAUGCUCAAGAAAAGAAACAAAAAUACAUUGAAUGGCUUAUUCAAUCUAAACAAGAAGAUAAGGCAGCUAAAAUUUAUGAAAAGGAAGGACAAUAUAUCAAAUCUAUUAAUUUAUAUCUUCAAGGUGGUUUCCCAGCUAGUGCAGCCAAUGUAGUUUCCAAAUAUAAUGUUGUAUUUGAUAAUAGUGCAAGUGAAAAGUUAUUGGAUACUAUUGCUGAAGCACUUUCAAAGAAUGGUUUAUUUGAAAAGGCAGGUGAAUUCUUUGAAAAGAGAGGAUUAUAUGAUAAGGCAAUUGAAGCUUAUAGAAAGGGAAGAUCCUAUCGUUUUGCAGUUGAAUUAUCACGUACUUCAUUCCCUGAACUUGUUGUAAAACUUGAAGAAGAAUGGGGUGAUUAUUUAGUACAACAAAAACAAGUUGAAUCUGCCAUUCAUCACUUUAUUGAAUCUAAUAAUUAUGUUAAAGCAAUUGAAGCUGCAAUUAAUUCAAGACAAUGGACAAAGGCUGUUCAAAUUCUAGAAGGAAUGGAUGUUCAAAUUGCUAAACGUUAUUAUGGUAGAAUUGCUAGACAUUAUGAAGAUAUUCAAAAUUUACAACAAGCUAAAAAGUUAUAUCUUAAAGCUAAUGAAUAUCGUGAAGCUAUGGAAAUGUUUGAAAGAUAUAACAAGUGGGAAGAAGUUCAAUCCAUUGCUGAAACUUAUAUGAAUCAAGCAGAAAUGAAACAAUUUUAUACAGAACUUGCAACCAAAUUGGAAAAGAAGCAACGUUUCAAAGAAGCUGAAAAGUUAUUUAUCAAGGCAGAUGAAACUGAUUUGGCAAUUAACAUGUAUGCAAAGAAUCACAUGUUUGAUGAUAUGGUUAGAUUAGUUUCAAAAUAUAAUCCAAUUCAUUUGAAACAAGCACAAUUAAAGAUUGCUGAACAAUUAGAAUCUGAAGGACAUUUAAGACAAGCAGAACAUUAUUAUAUUGAAGCAUCUGAUUGGAAGAAUGCAGUUAACAUGUAUAGAAAUAAUGAUAAAUGGAAUGAUGCAAUUAGAGUUGCUAAAGCUCAUGGUGGUUUAACUGCAUGGAAAAAGGUUGCACUUGAAUGGGCUAAACAAUAUACAGGUGGUGAAGCAGGUGUCAAGUUAUUAAGUAAACUUGGACUUGUAGAAGAUGCUAUUGAUUAUGCAAUGGAUGGUGAAUUUUGGGAACUUGCAUUUGAAAUGGCAAGAUCUUCAAGUAAUAACAUGACUCAAAAACUUCCACAAAUUCACAUGAAAUAUGCAAUUUCAUUAGAAGAAGCUGGUAAUUUGAAAGAAGCUGAAACUGAAUAUAUUAAUGCUAAUAGUCCUAAAGAAGCAAUUGAUAUGUAUGUUCAUCAUACUGAUUGGGAUAAUGCUAUGAGAGUUGCUGAAACUCAUGAUUCAACUUUAAUUAAUUUCAUUAUUGAAUUCCAAGCUGAAUUGGCAUUUACUGCUAGAGAAUUUGAAAAGGCUGAAAAAUUAUAUUUGGAAGCUAGAAAUCCUGAAAAAUUAAUUGACAAGUACAAGUCAAUUCAUAGAUUCCAAGAUGCAAAGAGAAUUGCAGAUAAUCAUUUAUCAACAGAUUAUCAAAGACAAUUAACAUCAGAAUGGGCUGAAUAUUUAGUUGAUAAUCAAAAAGAUCAAUCAUUAUCCAAUAAUAGUAAUAAUAAUACUAAUAAUGGUGGUGGUUCAAAUUCAUCAAACAGUAUGAGACAAUCAUCACGUAAUUUAGAACAAGAUGAUUCAAUGAUUGAUAAUGAAAAUGAUCCAGCAGCACCUGCUAGAAUGUUUGCACAAAGUGGACAAUAUGGUAAAGCUGUUGAUGCUUUUAUUGGAUUUCCAUGGAAGGGUGUUGAUACAGAUUAUUUAGAAAAUGAAUAUGUUUCAGCUGUUAAAUUAACAAUUAAUCAUUUACAACCAAGAGUUUCAGAUGUUGUAAAUAUUCUUUCAAAGAGAUUGAUUGAAAUUAAGAAAUAUCAAGCAGCAGUUGAAGUUUAUUGUAUGGCUAAACAAUUUAGAGAUGCAGUUGAUGUUUUUGUUAAACAAAAAAUGUUUGGUGAAGCACUUGAAUUGGCAAAACAACGUUCACCUGAUUUGAUUGAUUAUAUUAAGGAUCAACAUAAGAGAAGUUUGAAACCAGUUGAAGGACCAAUUGAUUUAGCAGAUCAAAUUGAAAGAUUAGCAGAAUCAGGUGAAUGGACUAAAUGUUUAGAAUUGUGUCAAAAACAUGAUAAUCAUGAUAUAUUAUCUAGACAUACAGCAUCAUUUAUUAAUAUACUUGUUAAUGAAAGACAUGAUUAUAAUCAAGCAUUAACAAUAUUAGAAAAGUAUGGAGUACCAUUAGAAAAACAAUUAUUGAAUACAUAUAAGGAAUUAGUAACACGUAUAGUUUGGAUGUCAGUUCAUCAAGAAAAUGCUAAUUCAUCUGAUUUGAAGAGAUGUAGAGAUAUGUUAAAUUCAUUAAUUGAAGGAUUUUCAAAUUCAGGAAUUGUAGUACCAAUAAGUCUUGUUAAAAUGAGACAAGUAUGUCAUAUUUAUCAUGUUAAAGAUAUUUGUAAAAAAGUAACAGAAUUACAAGAAUUAUAUACAAAGAAUUGUGUUAGUUUAUGUAGAUAUACAGAUGAAAUACCACCUGAUUCUGUUUUUUAUGAAGCAGGUAAAGCAUGUGAAAAGAUGAAAUGGGAAAAUAUGAUGUUUGUAUUUUAUAAUAGAUUUUUAGAUAUUGGUGAUGCUAUUGAAGAAAUUGAAUUGAAAGAAGAAUAUCAAAAUCAAGAUCCACCUAUUCUUAUUAAGGGUACUGCUGAAUUGGAAAAUUCAGAUUUUCAAGGAACUGAUGUACCCUAUAAGGUACCAAUUCCAGUUUCACAACUCAUUGAUGAUGAUUUUAAAGAUGAUAUUACAAAUGUUGUUUUACAAAAAUCUAUGAAUGCAUCAUUUAAUAAUUCAUUAUCAAAAUGUUCAUGUCCAUCAUGUAAACAACAAAUUUACAUUGCAAAUUCAAAUUGUUCAAAAUGUAAAACACAAUUUGAAAUUUGUUCUGUUACUGGUUAUCCUGUAUUCCCUGAUCAAAAAGUACAAUGUACAAAUUGUAGAAGACCUGCAAAUAGAAAUGAUUGGAAUUUAUUCAUUUUAAAACAUAAGAGAUGUCCUCAUUGUGAUGAUUUACAAUUAACUUUAUAA
This is a messenger RNA of Naegleria gruberi, 4722 nucleotides long. RefSeq lists its product as uncharacterized. NCBI's taxonomy places the organism in Eukaryota, Heterolobosea, Eutetramitea, Acrasida, Naegleriidae. Gene Ontology annotation, biological process: intraciliary transport. The coding region runs from base 1 to 4722 and encodes 1573 amino acids. Gene Ontology annotation, molecular function: protein binding. Gene Ontology annotation, cellular component: axoneme; intraciliary transport particle B; ciliary basal body. The transcript has a single exon. The record is from RefSeq and is a predicted model, not a curated record.